Schizophyllum commune H4-8 is the source of this 1440-nucleotide messenger RNA. RefSeq lists its product as uncharacterized. Lineage: Eukaryota; Fungi; Basidiomycota; Agaricomycetes; Agaricales; Schizophyllaceae. Bases 1 to 1440 code for a protein of 479 amino acids. The record is from RefSeq and is a predicted model, not a curated record. The transcript has 4 exons.
AUGUCUUCAUCCCAAACCUCUGAUGUUGCGGAUAUGCCACACCAUCUGGUUACCAUGAUAGAGUCCAAUCUUGAAGAAGAACAGUAUGACGGCGCGCUCGACUUGCUGGACCAGCUGCGUUCUCCCAACUAUAGGCCGCCACCAGCGCAGAUUCGGCAGCUGGUUUAUAUGUCUCUUAUUCCUGUGGACAAGAAACAAACCGAACAACUCUCAUCCGCGUCACCUACCAAGACCGCAAGGCGGAUCAAAGCGCCGGCACUACCCCCUGCAGAAGCUAUAUACCGUGCGCGACGCCUGCUAUCUUCAUUCAGCGUCACCAAUACACCUGAACAACUCUUCGAUGCUCUCCCGGGAUACCAUACUUCUACUUCCAUGUCUGCUCUUGACGAAGACGAUAUCUAUAGCAUGAUUGGCAAAGCAGCUCUAUCAAUCCUGGAAUGCAAAGAUUGCUGGUCCUUCCUCGUCGAGGACUUUACCAAUCGCCGGCUCUCUGCGUUCGCAUCACCCAAGAAGGGCAAGGGUCGCCGCGCAAGCACGCGAUAUGUCGUGGAGGCUGAUGAACUCGGGCACCAUGACCCGGACGAAAGCCCCAAGUUCGUCGGCCGGGAGUCUUGGGACGUGCUCGAAUGGCUCGUCGACCUCCUGGAACGCGAUCAAGGAGCGGCCCAGCACACCGGUUCCCCGCCCUUCGCCCCCCUCCUCCUGACGCAGAUUCCCCCGCCGAAAGCAAAUGGGAUGACUCGCUGGGAGACAGAUGCGCCACUCAACAUUGUAUUCUAUUGCUUGGACCAGGCAGAGGACCGGCGGGUUCGCGUGGGUCUGCGCUUGAUGACGCUCCUGGCGAACCUGGCGGCGGCCGGCCAGAUAGACGGGGGCAUCUUCACGAGCGCCGUGGUAUCUCGACUUGCCGCAAAGCCGGCGACACUCUUCUCGCGGCUCUUCGCUGGCCUCCCAGCGACGACGAGUGUGGCGCGCUUCAAGGUCGCCCUCUGCCGCAACCUGCUCGCUGGCUCGAGGCAGGCGAACAGGGGGCCGCGUCCAAAGCCGCAAGCACGGGCCCGCCCGCGCACGUCCAACGUCUCCAGAGCUGCUGCCGCCAACGCAGAACCACCGAAGCCCGAGGGCGAGUCGACGAUACCGCGCGCUGAGCCCCUUCCCCUGCCCGAGCUUUCGGAAUUGCUACAGUUGGUCGAGCGAACGACGUACGAUAAGCAGAUACUGUCAGACUUAGACGCGUACUGUCGCGUCAAGUUCGAGCUGCUCAGCUCGUAUGCCUAUUUACAGGGACCAGGAUCAACGACGGGGGAUGGAGACACCCCUUGGGCGCUGGCAACAGCCGAUGGCAGCGUCCGGAAGGCUGUAGACGCGGCCUUCGGACGCGGUGAGACGGGACGGCCCUAUCGCGAAGGCCUAUCCUAUCUGUUGCGUCUGGAUUCAUAG